AUCCCUUUGAGAAGAACGAUGCCGACACGAACCCCUCUUGGGGAGUAUACCGGAUAUUAUGUUACGUCACUGGGUUCGUCCCGUCGUCGACUGACCAGAGCAUCAGUGCGAAAGAUUGAAUCUUUAGUUCUUGGAUUCUCUUUCUUUAGCCCUGUUAGUUUCAGAGAAAGAAGUUUUUUUUUUUUUUUUUUUUUUUUACUUGAAAGUUAUAACUGAUGAUACUUUUAAAGGGAUUUUGUAUUUAGAAAAUUCUUGUAAUGAGAAACCAUUGAAAAAAUGGUAUCGUGUGCCGUUGCUACUUGUAGCAAUACGUAUCAUAAUACGAAAGAAACUAGCGUGGUAUUUCAUAGAUUUCCUUACAAAAAUAUUCAGUUAACGAAAGAAUGGUUGCAUAGGUGUCGAAGAGCGGAUAUUAUUAACACAAAGAGUGCUCGAAUAUGCAGCAAUCACUUCACUGAAUCUGAUUAUGAGGAUGAUAUGAAAAAUAGGCUGCUAGGAUUACCGACAAAAAAGAUACUGAAGUCAAUUGCUAUUCCAACUGCUUGUAUUCCUGACUUGGUUAUUUAUCAGAAUACACCAAGGCAGCAAAGGCAACAAAAAAGAAAAAAUUUACAAAGUGCAUUUGAAAGAAUUCAGAAUUUAAGUCCUAAAAAGGCAUGUCUGGAACUUCAAAACGAUAACAAUAAUAGCUAUGAGAAGCUCACUGAAAAUAAUAUUACUCAGCAAUGUUGUAACUGUUCCAACCUCCAGAAAAAUGUGAAUGAUUUAAUCACAAAAUUAUCAGCUCUUGAGAAUAAGGUUUCUGUUUUACAGACUGAGAAAAAGCAGCAUUUAUAUACAACAAUGAAGCAACAGCGUCCAAGUAGAGUACAGCAAAGGAAAAAAAAAAACAAAAGGCGGAACUCCAGUCGCCGGCUGGCUCGUAAACCUUCGGCGUCAAGUGCAGAAGAAGAAAACUUUGCAACAUUACGUAAAUCCAAGUGUGAAGUUGAGUUAAUGACAAACCUCAGGGAAGUCACGAAAGUGAAGAAAAAAUUAGAGAGGACACCCAGGAAGAAACUGAAGAGUUCAAUGAAAAUGAUAACUUUUGUAUAUAAUCACAAUGAAGAAGAAAAUAAAUUAGAAGACAGCGCAUCAAAGAGGAAGAAGGAGGAGACGAAGAAGAAACCCAACGGUAAUAUUUUUAUCUCUUUACAUCUUUGA
Messenger RNA from Stegodyphus dumicola, 1203 nucleotides. Its product is annotated as THAP domain-containing protein 1-like. Lineage: Eukaryota; Metazoa; Arthropoda; Arachnida; Araneae; Eresidae. The record is from RefSeq and is a predicted model, not a curated record.